Molecule: messenger RNA, 1262 nt
Organism: Hylaeus anthracinus
Lineage: Eukaryota; Metazoa; Arthropoda; Insecta; Hymenoptera; Colletidae
Gene: Sirt4
Product: NAD-dependent protein deacylase Sirt4-like
Exons: 5
Coding region: 155-1168 (337 amino acids)
Molecular function (GO): NAD+ binding
Source: RefSeq, a predicted model, not a curated record
GAUCGCCCAUCAUUGGUGAAUCUAGUGGUUCCUAGUAAUGUAGAUCAUGGAUCGAGAUCACGUCUCAGUGGAUGCAUCCUGUGGUUGUAACUUUAAAAAGAAAUAGUCACGUGUGUGACAGAAUAUGCUUUAUACAUGAGGUGUAUCAAAUGAAAUGUCAAAGGAUCAUUAUAGGGCUGCAUCGUCACGAACCAAAAAGGAGUCGAUGAUGAAAAUGAAUUCCAUUCGUACUGGGAUGUGUAGACCUGUAUAUAAAAUUGGAGCACCAACAAUAUUAUUUAGGACGUAUUCAUCGAUCCUCACAUUUGUACCGAAAUGCGAACAAACAAAGGAUUCAGAUUUACUGAGGUUAAAAGAAUUCAUUGAUAAACACAAUAACAUUUGCAUAUUGACAGGGGCAGGGAUUUCUACGGAAAGUGGUAUACCAGAUUAUAGAUCCGAAGGUGUCGGACUGUAUGCAAAGAGCAGUCGUAGACCGGUACUGUACAAAGAUUUUUGUGGAAGCGAUGUUAUUCGUAGACGCUACUGGGCUAGGAAUUAUGUAGGUUGGCCAAGGUUUUCUUCUAUUGAACCUAAUAACACACAUAAAGUAUUAAAAAAAUUGGAAGACGCGAAAAAAGUGAGAUGCAUUGUUACUCAGAAUGUAGAUAAUUUGCAUGCAAAGGCAGGAAGUAGGAAAGUUAUAGAGUUACAUGGUACAGCAUUCAAAGUGAUGUGCCUUAAUUGCGAUCGACGAAUAUGUAGAUAUUCUCUGCAAGAUAUUUUGGACAGGCUUAAUCCAAAUAUGACGGCAACUAGUCAAAUGAUAAGACCAGACGGCGACGUAGAUCUGUCACAAGAACAAGUGGAAGAGUUUGUUGUUCCAUCUUGUGAAGCUUGCGGCGGUGUCCUAAAGCCUGACAUUAUAUUUUUUGGCGACAAUGUCCCGCGCCAGAUAGUGGAAAGCGUGAAAUACAAUGUCGAACAUUCUGAUUCUUUACUGAUCCUGGGUUCUACAUUGACCACAUUCUCUGGAUAUCGGAUAGCGUUGCAAGCCAGCAAUGCUGGAAAGCCGAUAGCCAUAUUAAAUAUUGGCAAAACCAGAGCGGAUGAUCUUGCCAAGAUUAAAGUGGAAGGUAGAUGCGGCGAUGUGCUAUCAAGAAUUUCUACGAUGAUCCUAACAAGUUAAUUAACUAUCUUUCGUACUUCUUACAAACUGGGCUGUGAUUAUUGUAAAUAAACUUAUAAUGCACGAAUAAAAAAAUGAACUAUUUUGUUUAAAA